Lolium perenne is the source of this 747-nucleotide messenger RNA. The record is from RefSeq and is a predicted model, not a curated record. NCBI's taxonomy places the organism in Eukaryota, Viridiplantae, Streptophyta, Magnoliopsida, Poales, Poaceae.
AUGGUGACCAGGGACCACUUCGAGAACCUGGCUAGAGCCUUCCGGGACGGCCUCUCGGAGGUCGACACCACGGCGGCGGCCGCCAAUGCCAUCGCCAAUGCCGCCAAGGCCGCUCAGAAGGCCGCCCAACGCGCCGACCCUGUCGCUUCUACACGACGUCUCUGCAUUGCCCCGCGGCGGUCGCGGAACAAGGCGCUGGACGACCUGGCGGCGCUGGGCUCGGCGGAGACCGGGAAGAUGGAGGAGGUCGCGGCGGCGUUCGGGGUGCUGGAGACGGAGAUGGACUUCCUCAAGGACGCGUACCGGCAGGUGGCCGAGUGCCGGCGGAUGCUGCGGUGGACGUACGCAUUCGGCUUCUUCGUGGAGGACCCGGCCAAGCUGCAGCUGUUCCAGAUGCUGCAGACCGACGCCGAGACCUCGCUCGAGCGCCUGCACGGCUGCGCCGAGAAGGAGAGGGUGGACAUCGUUGCCGCCGCCGCCGCCACCGUCUACAGCGACAACGGCGAGCUCGUCCCCCAGGCGCCCGCGCCGGAGCACUACGCCAAGUACAGGGAGAAGCUGUCGAGGCUGACAAUGGUGACCAGGGACCACUUCGAGAACCUGGCCACAGCCUUCCGGGACGGCCUCUCGGAGGUCGACACCACGGCGGCGGCCGCCAAUGCCAUCGCCAAUGCCGCCAAGGCCGCUGAGAAGGCCGACCCUGUCGCUUCUACACGUUUCUUGUUUACUCAAGAAGAUGAAGAUUGA